AUGAAAGUAGGUGGCAUAGAAGACAGACAACUGGAAGCCUUAAAAAGGGCGGCACUGAAGGCGUGUGAACUCUCCUAUAGCCCCUAUUCUCACUUCCGUGUCGGUUGUUCCAUAUUAACAAAUAACGAUGUUAUCUUCACUGGUGCUAAUGUCGAGAAUGCAAGCUACAGUAAUUGUAUAUGUGCAGAACGAUCUGCUAUGAUACAAGUUCUAAUGGCAGGCCAUCGCUCAGGAUGGAAAUGCAUGGUCAUUUGUGGCGAUUCUGAGGACCAGUGUGUUUCCCCUUGCGGCGUUUGCAGGCAGUUUAUCAAUGAAUUUGUGGUCAAGGACUUUCCAAUAGUCAUGCUUAAUUCCACAGGUUCUCGUUCUAAAGUCAUGACAAUGGGAGAACUGCUGCCCAUGGCUUUUGGUCCAUCUCAUUUAAACUAG
Molecule: messenger RNA, 429 nt
Organism: Saccharomyces cerevisiae S288C
Lineage: Eukaryota; Fungi; Ascomycota; Saccharomycetes; Saccharomycetales; Saccharomycetaceae
Gene: CDD1
Product: cytidine deaminase
Exons: 1
Coding region: 1-429 (142 amino acids)
Biological process (GO): carbohydrate derivative metabolic process; pyrimidine-containing compound metabolic process; nucleobase-containing small molecule metabolic process
Cellular component (GO): cytoplasm
Molecular function (GO): cytidine deaminase activity; hydrolase activity; zinc ion binding
Source: RefSeq, marked reviewed